AUGGCGGAGGAGCCGAGCAGUGUCCCUGAAGCCCUUCAACAGCUGGGAGCUUGUCACAACCUGGAGAUGAAGGCGGAGGUGCGGGUGGCUUUCCAGGUGACGAUGGUUGUGCUCUUCAUGGCUCUGCUCGUCACUGCUGUCACUUUUGCAGCACAGGCUUUUCACCCGCGGCCUGCACCCUGUUUUCGGUGUCCCUUUGACUGGAUCGGCUACAGAGGAAAAUGCUACUAUUUUUCGGAGGUUGAAGGGAACUGGACAUCUGGCCAGGACAACUGCUCGGCGCUUGGGGCUUCCUUGGCCAUGCUCGACAGCCUGGAGGACUUGAGCUUCGUGAGGAGGUAUCAAGGCACCUCAGAGCAUUGGAUCGGCCUUUCGCGAGGAGAUGAGGACCAACCAUGGAAAUGGGUGAACAAUUCCCAUUUCUCUCAGCCAUUCUGGAUCCACGGAGGUGGCCUCUGUGUCUACGUCACCGAGGACGGGCUCGGCUCCUCCAGCUGCGACGCACGCAGGAGCUGGGUUUGUAAUAAAGCCGAGUCACGGAAUCCAGGUCAAAACAGGACGAGACGGGCUCAAAACCUUUGUGUUGGCUCCUAACGGGCUGCAGGAAGAGCUCCUCGGACCCAAAUAUGCGGUUUUGUCCCCCAAAACCAAAGAAAACCUCAAAAAAACCCCAAAACAAAAC
Messenger RNA from Calidris pugnax (ruff), 682 nucleotides. Its product is annotated as C-type lectin domain family 2 member B-like. Bases 1 to 594 code for a protein of 197 amino acids. NCBI's taxonomy places the organism in Eukaryota, Metazoa, Chordata, Aves, Charadriiformes, Scolopacidae. The transcript is spliced from 5 exons. The record is from RefSeq and is a predicted model, not a curated record.